This is a messenger RNA of Neomonachus schauinslandi (Hawaiian monk seal), 5743 nucleotides long. It is a transcript of the gene AGL, whose product is annotated as amylo-alpha-1, 6-glucosidase, 4-alpha-glucanotransferase. Gene Ontology annotation, molecular function: 4-alpha-glucanotransferase activity; amylo-alpha-1,6-glucosidase activity. The record is from RefSeq and is a predicted model, not a curated record. The transcript is spliced from 33 exons. The coding region runs from base 69 to 4670 and encodes 1533 amino acids. NCBI's taxonomy places the organism in Eukaryota, Metazoa, Chordata, Mammalia, Carnivora, Phocidae. Gene Ontology annotation, biological process: glycogen biosynthetic process; glycogen catabolic process.
GGGUAACUCAUUCGAUUUCGGAGUUCUUUUAAUUCUUCUGAAAGAUUUCAAGUCUUCUAGAAGCCAAAAUGGGACACAGUAAACAGAUUAGAAUUUUACUUCUGAACGAAAUGGAAAAGCUGGAAAAGACUCUCUUCAGACUUGAACAAGGGUUCGAACUACAGUUCCGAUUAGGCCCCACUUUACAGGGAAAAGCAGUUACUGUGUAUACAAAUUACCCAUUUCCUGGAGAAGCAUUUAAUCGAGAAAAAUUCCGUUCCCUGGAAUGGGAAAAUCCAACAGAAAGAGAAGAUGAUUCUGAUAAAUACUGUAAACUUAAUCUUCAGCAAGCUGGAUCAUUUCAGUAUUACUUCCUUCAAGGAAAUGAGAAAAGUGGUGGGGGUUACAUAGUUGUGGAUCCUAUUUUACAUGUUGGUGCUGAUAAUCACGUGUUACCCUUGGACUGUGUUACUCUCCAGACAUUUUUAGCCAAAUGUAUGGGACCCUUUGAUGAAUGGGAAAGCAGACUUAGGGUUGCAAAAGAAUCAGGUUACAACAUGAUUCAUUUUACCCCAUUACAAACUCUUGGACUAUCUAGGUCGUGCUACUCCCUUGCCGACCAGUUAGAAUUAAAUCCUGACUUUUCAAGACCUAAUAAAAAGUAUACCUGGAAUGAUGUUGGACAGCUAGUGGAAAAAUUGAAAAAGGAAUGGAAUAUUCUUUGUAUUACUGAUGUUGUCUACAACCAUACUGCUGCUAAUAGUAGAUGGAUCCAGGAACAUCCAGAAAGUGCAUAUAACCUUGUAAAUUCUCCACACUUAAAACCUGCCUGGGUCUUAGACAGAGCACUGUGGCAUUUAUCCUGUGACGUUGCAGAAGGGAAAUAUAAAGAAAAAGGAGUACCUGCUUUGAUUGAAAAUGAUCAUCAAAUGAAUUGCAUUCGAAAAAUAAUUUGGGAGGAUAUUUUUCCAAAGAUUCAACUCUGGGAAUUUUUCCAAGUAGACGUUUACAAAGCAGUUGAGCAAUUUAGAGGACUUCUUACACAAGAAAAUAGGAAAAUAACAACCAAGCCUGAUCCAAAAGAACACCUUAAGAUUAUUCAGGAUCCUGAAUACAGAAGGCUUGGCUGUACUGUAGAUAUGAAUAUUGCACUAGCAACUUUCAUACCACAUGACAAGGGCCCAGCUGCAAUUGAUGAAUGCUGUAAUUGGUUCCGUAAGAGAAUUGAGGAGUUAAAUUCAGAGAAGCAUCAACUCAUGAACUAUCAUCAGGAACAGGCAGUUAAUUGCCUUUUGGGAAAUGUGUCUUAUGAACGUAUGGCUGGCCACGGCCCUAAAUUAGGACCUGUCACUAGAAAACAUCCCUUAGUUACCAGAUAUUUUACGUUCCCAUUUGAAGAAAUGACCCUCUCCGCAGAAGAAUCUAUGAUUCAUAACCCAAAUAAAGCUUGUUUUCUGAUGGCACAUAAUGGAUGGGUAAUGGGAGAUGAUCCCCUUCGAAACUUUGCUGAACCUGGCUCAGAAGUUUAUCUAAGGAGAGAACUUAUUUGCUGGGGAGACAGCGUUAAAUUACGCUACGGGAAUAAACCAGAAGACUGUCCUUUUCUCUGGGCACACAUGAAAAAAUACACUGAAAUAGCUGCAACUUAUUUCCAGGGAGUGCGUCUUGAUAACUGCCACUCAACACCUCUUCAUGUAGCCGAGUACAUGUUGGAUGCUGCUAGGAAGCUGCAACCCAAUUUGUAUGUAGUAGCUGAACUGUUCACAGGAAGUGAAGACCUGGACAAUAUCUUUGUUACUAGACUGGGCAUUAGUUCCCUAAUAAGAGAGGCAAUGAGUGCAUAUAAUAGCCAUGAAGAGGGCAGAUUGGUUUAUAGAUAUGGAGGAGAACCUGUUGGAUCCUUUGUUCAGCCCUGUUUGAGGCCGUUAAUGCCGGCCAUUGCACAUGCCCUGUUUAUGGAUAUUACCCACGAUAAUGAGUGUCCUAUUGUGCAUAGGUCAGAAUAUGAUGCUCUCCCAAGUACCACGAUUGUUUCUAUGGCAUGUUGUGCUAGUGGAAGUACUAAAGGCUAUGAUGAAUUAGUGCCUCAUCAGAUUUCAGUGGUUUCUGAAGAACGGUUUUAUACUAAGUGGAAUCCUGGAGCAUCUCCAUCAAAUACAGGUGAAGUUAAUUUCCAAAGUGGAAUUAUUGCAGCCAGAUGUGCUAUCAAUAAACUUCAUCAAGAACUUGGGGCCAAGGGUUUCAUUCAGGUGUAUGUGGAUCAGGUUGAUGAAGACAUAGUGGCAGUAACAAGACAUUCACCCAGCAUUCAUCAGUCUGUUGUGUCUGUGUCUAGAACUGCUUUCAGGAAUCCUAAGACUUCAUUUUACAGCAAGGAAGUGCCUCAAAUGUGCAUCCCUGGCAAAAUUGAAGAAGUAGUUCUUGAAGCUAGAACUGUUGAGAGAAAUACAAAACCUUAUCAGAAGGAUGAGAAUUCGAUCAAUGGAAUGCCAAAUAUCACAGUAGAAAUUAGAGAACAUAUUCAGCUUAGUGAAAGUAAAAUUGUUAAACAAGCUGGAGUUGCCACAAAAGGACCCAAUGAGUAUAUUCAAGAAAUAGAAUUUGAGAACUUGUCUCCAGGAAGUGUUAUUAUAUUCAGAGUUAGUCUUGAUCCACAUGCACAAGUCACUGUUGGAAUUCUUCGAAAUCAUCUGACACAGUUCAGUCCUCACUUUAAAUCUGGGAGCCUUGCUGUUGACAACUCAGAUCCUAUAUUAAAAAUUCCUUUUGCUUUCAUUGCCUCAAAAUUAACUUUGGCUGAACUGAAUCAGGUACUUUACCGAUGUGAAGCAGAAGAACAAGAAGAUGGUGGAGGCUGUUAUGACAUACCAAACUGGUCAUCUCUUAAAUAUGCGGGGCUUCAAGGAUUAAUGUCCGUCUUGGCAGAAAUAAGACCAAAGAAUGACUUGGGGCAUCCCUUUUGUGAUAAUUUGAGAUCUGGAGAUUGGAUGAUUGACUAUGUCAGUAACCGACUUAUUUCACGAUCCGGAACUAUUGCUGAAGUUGGUAAAUGGUUGCAGGCUAUGUUCUGCUACCUGAAGCAGAUCCCACGUUAUCUUAUCCCAUGUUACUUUGAUGCGAUAUUAAUUGGUGCAUACACCACUCUCCUGGAUAUAGCAUGGAAGCAGAUGUCAAGCUUUGUUCAGAAUGGGUCUACCUUUGUGAAACACCUUUCACUGGGAUCAGUGCAGAUGUGCGGAGUAGGAAAGUGCCCUUCUCUGCCACUUCUUUCACCUUCACUUAUGGAUGUACCAUAUAGGCUAAAUGAGAUCACAAAAGAAAAGGAGCAGUGUUGUGUGUCUCUAGCUGCAGGCUUACCUCAUUUUUCUUCUGGUAUUUUCCGCUGCUGGGGAAGGGAUACUUUUAUUGCACUGAGAGGUCUACUGCUGAUUACUGGACGCUAUUUAGAGGCCAGGAAUAUUAUUUUAGCAUUUGCUGGUACCCUAAGACACGGUCUCAUUCCUAAUCUCCUGGGUGAAGGAACUUAUGCCAGAUACAAUUGCCGGGAUGCUGUGUGGUGGUGGCUACAGUGUAUUCAGGAUUACUGUAAAAUGGUUCCAAAUGGCCUAGACAUUCUCAAGUGCCCAGUUUCCAGAAUGUAUCCUACAGAUGAUUCUGUUCCUUUGUCUGCCGGCACACUGGAUCAACCAUUGUUUGAAGUAAUACAGGAAGUAAUGCAAAGACACAUGCAGGGCAUACAAUUCCGAGAAAGGAAUGCUGGUCCACAGAUAGAUCGAAACAUGAAGGAUGAAGGCUUUAAUAUAACUGCAGGGGUUGACGAAGAAACGGGAUUUGUUUAUGGAGGAAAUCGCUUAAAUUGUGGCACAUGGAUGGAUAAAAUGGGAGAAAGUGACAGAGCUAGAAACAGAGGAAUCCCAGCCACUCCAAGAGACGGGUCUGCUGUGGAAAUUGUGGGCCUGAGUAAAUCUGCCGUCCGUUGGUUGCUGGAAUUAUCCAAAAAAAGAAUUUUCCCUUAUCAUGAAGUCACAGUAAAAAAACAUGGAAAGGUUGUGACAGUCUCAUAUGAUGAGUGGAACAGAAAAAUACAAGACAACUUCGAAAAGCUAUUUCAUGUGUCAGAAGACCCUUCAGAUUCUAAUGAAAAGCAUCCUAAUCUGGUUCACAAACGUGGCAUAUACAAAGAUAGUUAUGGAGCUUCAAGCCCUUGGUGUGACUAUCAGCUCAGGCCUAAUUUUACCAUAGCAAUGGUUGUAGCCCCUGAGCUCUUUACUGCAGAAAAAGCAUGGAAAGCUCUGGAGAUUGCAGAAAAAAAUUUGCUUGGGCCCCUUGGCAUGAAAACUUUGGAUCCAGAUGAUAUGGUUUACUGUGGAAUUUAUGACAAUGCCUUAGACAAUGACAACUACAAUCUUGCUAAAGGUUUCAAUUAUCACCAAGGACCUGAGUGGCUGUGGCCCAUUGGGUAUUUUCUUCGUGCGAAAUUAUAUUUUUCCAAAUUGAUGGGUCCGGAGGCUAAUGCCAAGACUGUGUUUUUGGUUAAAAACAUUCUUUCCCGACAUUACGUUCAUCUUGAGAGAUCCCCUUGGAAAGGACUUCCUGAACUGACCAAUGAGAAUGGCCAAUACUGUCCUUUUAGCUGUGAAACACAAGCCUGGUCAAUCGCUACUAUUCUUGAAACACUCUAUGACUUAUAGUUGAUUCAUGGAUAUGUAUUAAGUAUGCAGUCACUUGUAUUAUGGAAUGCAAGGUCAAAAUAUAAUGUAAAUGUUUUAUAUGCACAGGCUUGAGUCAUUUUAAAAAUCUUAUUCUUAAGAUAUUGAUGCCCAGUUAGGUAAGACUUUAAAAGCAUUGAUCUUUCGUUUUGUUUUGUUUUUUUAAUGUACACAGGUAGCUUUUGAUUUGAAUCAGAAAGAAAAGCUAUCAUAACCAAUAGGAUGUUUUUCUUUUGAAUUCAGGAAGUAUUCUUGAAAUGCCUAGAAAUAAAGAGUUUGAUCCAGAGUUUGAAAAAGAAAAAUCAUGUAAUCUACUGUACAUAAGUGAAAACGAAAUAUGAGAAUGUAAUAAUGAAAGAAAUGGAAAAGUAUUUUUAAAUUGUGGUAUUAUAUUUUCUUUAGUAAUAAUACAUACUGAAUAUGCUAUAGUUAACUAAUGUUCUCACCUUUUACUGUAUUAUUCCUAGCACCUUCCAAACUGCAUUCGAUAAAUAUUAACUAAAUAUUGAAUCAUGGAAGUAUCUAUCUAGUUCACUGUGUGCUUUUAUUUCACUAAUAUAUUAAUAUGUUUUUAAUAUAAUGAAUGCCAUAAUUUGCUUAUGUUAAUAAUGCAUACAUAGGAUGUAUGAAAAAAACACAAGCAUUUAAGAAUUUAUUUCCCACAAACUGUUUUGUAGAAUUAAUCUUGAGUUCCUGCUUCCUACUGCGAGAUGGUUUACAUUCUCAAAAUGCACAUUGUUGGUCAUACUUAUGAGAACUUUGAAGAAAAACAUGCUAAAUUAAUUUUUCUAAAAGAUAAUUAUUUUUAGUUUGUGUGUAAAAGAUAUUGAUGGGUCAUAGUAGAUGCUAGUUUCCUAUUAACUAAAACCUACGUUGACAAGCUUAGCAUUGAGAACAACCUUAAUGUAAUAAAAAUAUAUGAAUUUAGUAGUUAUCUUGAAUUCAGUAGAAUCAUUUAAAAAGUUUUUCAUGACCUUAACUCUGAAAAGUCAUAAAAGGAAAAAGGUUUUUAACAUUUAUAUGAGUUAAUAUUUUUGAAUAAUACUUAUUCUCUA